AUGAUUUUUCUUCCUUUAAUAUUAUGUCUUUGCUUUUUGCCAAAUCCUAUCUAUACUUCGGUACCAUUUAUUCUAAAUCCCGGCUGUGAUUUAGUUGAAUGUCAAGAGCCUAAUAAUCCAGCACUCUAUUAUGCAAAUCAUGUUAUUGGCGACGAUAGAGUUCAUAUGAUUUAUUCAACAUUAGAUGAAUUAACAAUCAGCAUUUUUCAAACAGUCAAAACUUGCGUUCCAAUAUUUAACUAUUCAGCAUUGUUUUUACGUAACUAUGCCGGUGCCAUUCAAUUUCCUGAUACAAAGCCGAGCAAUUCAUUUUCAUUAGUUCUACGACGUUUAAUUCAAUUUGAUGACGAAAAUGAUGAUGGCUUUAUCAAUCCGAAAGAUAAAACAAUAACAUCUUAUUUUUUAAAUAACAUCACAGCGACUAAUGUAACAUUCCGAAACAAUAAUACAAAUCAACCAUCAUUUCAAUUACCAUUACAAUCGUUGAAUGGCUCUUUAACCGUUGAAAUUAUGUAUCCUGGUGAAACAGUGCGUGAAUCGAAAUUUCCAAAAUUACGAACUACACCAAAAAGUUAUUUUCUCAAUAUUGCUUUACAAGCCAACAAAUUUUCAUUACCGAAGACACGUUUUGCUUUUGAAUUUUAUUUAAUUUUGCCUGGUAUUGAUGGUUCAAAAAUAUCCUCAUCGAAAUUUAUCGACGAUCAAUAUACGCCAGGAAUUUUCACUGUUUGGAAAUUGCGAACUCUUAGCUCUUUGUACCCGGGCUCUAUGUUAUGGAAGCCUGUUGUAUAUCAAAGUGCAGAACGAUCGAUCGAACAAAAUACACUAAUGGAAAUAUAUAAAAUAAAAAAUGAUGUUGCACUUGAUUCACACAUUGAUCGCGGUAUAUAUUAUUCGAUUCUUCCUCAUCCGACGGUGUCGGCUUUUAAUAUUUCACUGGGUCAAGCAAACGACGGUUUCUUUACUAAAACAAAUUAUACAUUUAUUCAAUUUGCCGCUGGUCUUGAUGUGCUUCAACCUGAUUCAACAACAAAAUUCGUCUCUGUAGCAUUAAUUGCGAGUCUUGCUUUGCCAGGUAUAGUUGCAAUAAUUGCAGUGAUAUUUAUUGUAAAACGAAGAGUUUCACAACAGGCGGCAAGCUCUUAUGAUGCUAUAGAUAGUUAA
Rotaria socialis is the source of this 1164-nucleotide messenger RNA. NCBI's taxonomy places the organism in Eukaryota, Metazoa, Rotifera, Eurotatoria, Philodinida, Philodinidae. The record is from the annotation of a GenBank genome assembly.